UAGCUGUUUGGGUUUUCUUUCGGUGCCGGCCCCUGUCUCCCCGGCUUCCCCGGCGUGUGCGGAGCCGCGGCCCCCGCCGCCCAGCUGCUCCAGCGCCCCUCGCUCGCCUCCAGCCCGCGGGGAGCGCGGGCGCUGCGCCGCCUUUAAAGUGAGGCCAGGGGCCGAGGCUGUGACCGGCCGGGAUCCGGGCCUCGCCUCUUCCCUCGGCGGCGCUAGGGCUCCCUGGCCGGUGUUCAGUGCGGACGGAGAAGCGAAAGCGGAUCGUCCCCGGCUGGACCUCCGCUGGCCCCGGGACUCAGCGUUCUCCCUCCGCGAACCCACCCACCCACUCGGCCGGGCCUGGCCCGGCCGCGGCGGCAGCUCGGCGCACCCAGCCAGAAUGUUCGCCGCCGGGCUGGCUCCCUUCUACGCCUCCAACUUCAGCCUCUGGUCGGCCGCCUACUGCUCCUCGGCCGGCCCGGGCGGCUGCGCCUUCCCCUUGGACCCCGCCGCGGUCAAGAAACCCUCCUUCUGCAUCGCAGACAUCCUGCACGCCGGCGUGGGGGAGCCAGGGGCGGCCGCGGAGGGUCUGGCGGGGGCCUCGGCCGCCGCCCUCACCGCGCACUUGGGCUCGGCUCACCCGCACGCCUCUUUCCAAGCGGCCGCCAGAUCCCCGCUUCGACCCACCCCGGUGGUGGCGCCCUCCGAAGUCCCGGCUGGCUUCCCGCAGCGGCUGUCUCCGCUCUCAGCCGCCUACCACCACCAUCACCCGCAGCAACAGCAGCAGCAACAGCCGCCUCAGCAGCAGCAGCCUCCGCCUCCACCCCGGGCUGGCGCCUUGCAGCCCCCGGUCUCCGGGGCGCGGGUGGCCCCAAACCCCCCGCACAGCGGCUCGGCCCCGGCCCCCUCUAGCAAGGACCUCAAAUUUGGAAUUGAUCGCAUUUUGUCUGCAGAAUUUGACCCCAAAGUCAAGGAAGGCAACACGCUGAGAGACCUCACCUCCCUGCUAACCGGCGGAAGGCCCGCAGGGGUGCACCUCCCGGGCCUGCAGCCCUCCGCCGGGCAGUUCUUCGCGUCUCUAGAUCCCAUUAACGAGGCUUCUGCCAUCCUGAGUCCCUUAAGCUCGAACCCGAGGAAUUCAGUUCAGCAUCAGUUUCAAGACACGUUUCCAGGUCCCUACGCCGUGCUUACGAAGGACACCAUGCCGCAGACCUACAAAAGGAAGCGCUCCUGGUCGCGGGCGGUCUUCUCCAACCUGCAGAGGAAAGGCCUGGAGAAGAGGUUUGAGAUCCAGAAGUACGUGACGAAGCCCGACCGAAAGCAACUGGCCGCGAUGCUAGGCCUCACGGACGCCCAGGUGAAGGUGUGGUUCCAGAACCGACGGAUGAAGUGGCGGCACUCCAAGGAGGCCCAGGCCCAGAAGGACAAGGACAAAGAGGCGGGCGAGAAGCCGUCGGGCGGAGGAGCGGCUGCGGACGGCGAGCAGGAGGAGCGGAGCCUCAGCCGCUCGGAGGGCGAGGCCGAGAGCGAGAGCAGCGACUCCGAGUCUCUGGACAUGGCCCCCAGCGACACGGAGCGGACUGAGGGGGGCGAGCGGUCUCUGCACCAGACCACGGUCAUCAAGGCCUCGGCCGCGGGCGCCCUCCUCCCGGCCAGCGGCGGCGGGAGCGCGGGAAGCGGCGGCGGCAGCGGCGGCUUCAGCUUCGCCAGCCUCGGCGGCGGCGGCGGCGGCGGUGGCGGCCUGGGGAGCGGGGGCGGCGGCGCCUCGGAGCUGCUGCCGGCGCCCCAGCCCACCCUCAGCGGCGCUCCGCAGAGCCCCGAGCCCGCCCAGGCACCGCUGGGCGGCCUGUAGACUGCACGAGGCAGGGCCCCGGGGCCCGCGUGCCGCCCCCAGCCUCCCAGGGUGGGCUGGAUUUUGCGCCUGCUUUGUGUUGGCGGUGGGGCUGGGACCAGAGACGCCACAGCGGAGCUACCUUGCCCAAGGUCCCACCUGCCCGUCGCUGUCGCGCUGGUGCCCAGAGCCCAGGGGGCCUCAGGACCCCCGCCGGAAGACCCGGCGCAGGCUAAAACUUCUCCCUGGCAUCGAGCAGUUCACACUGUGAAGUGUCGGAGGAAACAGUUCCUCCCCGCACUUGGGGGGGUUGUGGCGCAAAGACGAGCUGCACUUAAGACGCCAUGAACUUGUAAAUAAAAUGUUUACUACGGUUUGUAAA
This is a messenger RNA of Mustela lutreola (European mink), 2192 nucleotides long. It is a transcript of the gene HLX, whose product is annotated as H2.0 like homeobox. The record is from RefSeq and is a predicted model, not a curated record. Gene Ontology annotation, molecular function: sequence-specific DNA binding; DNA-binding transcription factor activity, RNA polymerase II-specific. Gene Ontology annotation, biological process: regulation of DNA-templated transcription. Lineage: Eukaryota; Metazoa; Chordata; Mammalia; Carnivora; Mustelidae. Bases 380 to 1831 code for a protein of 483 amino acids. The transcript is spliced from 4 exons.